AUGAGGUGUGGUGACAAGACCCCUAGCCCCAAAAGCCUGGCGGGCGCCCCUGCACUACAUCAUCGCGCCGCACCAUGCCGGCCCAGCGCUGCCCGCCCUCCACUCGCACCGCGCCCUCCGUCGUCACCACCCACACGCAUCCCACUUUUUUCCCUCGAUGCUCUCAUUCUCGUCCUCCUCUGCUCACCUGCCUCUGCUCCCGCCUCGUCCUCGCCCUCGCCUCAAAGCAGUGCUCAAUCUGUCAACCAGACUAGCCAGUCAAGCUGGCUGCCUGUCUGCCUCAUAACCCUCCCUGACAACAUCGGUCCAGCCGCCUCUCCGCGCCGCAGCCCACUCCCGACCCCGGCUCGUCUCGUCUCGUCCACUGCCUCUGUGCCCGCCAACCCUGGUUGGAUCUGGCAGCCUGCUUGUGCACCUCUCUGCUCGACCUGCUUCGAUCCCCAUCGACAUCACUUCUCGUUUGCCGACUACACACCCCGGCUCUUGCCUUCCUUGUCCUACAACCUUGCCUACGACAUACUCCAUUCCAGUAAUUUCUCCUCUAGAUAUCCUGGUUGGAUCGCUGCCUCGCUCUUGUCCAGACGGCCCUUCGUGACUCUUAUUGUCUUCUUUUCACCUCCCCCCGCCCUCGCCUUCGGUUCGCAAGCAUCAGCGUCGUGAUAGCAUACAACAAUCAGCACAGACAGCGAAAACGUCCUUUGAGCUCGCUCGGAACAUCUGUGUCAAAUCUUGAGAGUUGCUGCUUCGCCCUUUCUACGCCGCCCGAGCCACUGCACAUACCGCACGAAAUCAACCAAUUACUGCAGUAGCCCGGAAGAGGCCCGUACAAAGGCACGCCCAAGUCUUCCAAACCGCAGCAGAAGAGCUCUGUAC
This is a messenger RNA of Microdochium trichocladiopsis, 873 nucleotides long. RefSeq lists its product as uncharacterized. Bases 1 to 660 code for a protein of 219 amino acids. NCBI's taxonomy places the organism in Eukaryota, Fungi, Ascomycota, Sordariomycetes, Xylariales, Microdochiaceae. The transcript has a single exon. The record is from RefSeq and is a predicted model, not a curated record.